AUGCCUGUUGAUCUAACAAGAACAGUUAUGUAAUAACCUUGAGCUCUUUUGCGCGUUAGACCUGAAGUCAUCAACGAUAUACGUGUAUGGAUAAGAUUCCGGGUAAAUAGAAAUUGUUCGGAGACCUCCUUUACCCCCCUGAUCCACUAACCUACAAGAAAUUCUCCGCACGCUUGUCAGUGCACUAACUCCAGUUGUCUUAGCGUAUUGCGGGGAACUGUAAGCGCCUUGUUAUUUCCCCAAGUGCCCCAAACCCCAAACAUGAUGCCUCGAAAUUAUCCGCAACCGACUCUUGGAAGCUUCUUUAACUCAUUCACACCUAUGUACUGCCUGUUAGGGAGCAUAGUAACAAAUGAAUCAUAAACCCCGAUGCAGAGUAUCCUGUUUACCCCCCGCCAAUUCAGGCAUCGUGACGCUUGGCAAGCUACCUGAUCUUAGGUAGCAUUCCCCUUAAUGAAUAAUAGCCGAUCUACCGGUACUCAUAUAUCGCUCUUGCUGUCCCUCUUUUGAAGUCCCAAUGUAUCAUUGCAAUUUUGAACAUGUCUCCUCAUGCGAUAUAUCCAUACUUGGGGGUUUCCAUGGUCUAAUCGAUCCGGUGUUACCUAUUUUUCAACGUAGAACUCAUGUCAUAGUAUUGGCAUCGUGACUCAAGCCGUCGACCAUGCGACCAAUAUCUCUAGUGAUCGGGUUCGCGCCCCUCACCGCCGCUCUCGGCCAAAAGCAGAUCAUCAGCUUCACCAGCGAUCCAGGUGCUUUUCAACUGGCUGGUGGAUCGAUAACAGAACCCCAGAUCCUCGUUUCGAGUAAUGAAUAUUGGGGAGUUAUUCGCGCUGCGGGGGAUCUUGCGAAGGACUUUGGGCGUGUGACCGGGGCUAAUUUCACUUUGAGCAAUGGGGAAGUGGGAGCGGCUCCUGCAGUGUACGAAUAUGCGCCUAUUACACGGAAUUAUACACAUUAUUCUGUGAACGGUACGCAGUAUUUUUAUGGGCCUGAGUACACUGAUCCCGCAGCCGAGAACACGGUCAUAAUUGCUGGUACACUGGGGCAUUCAAAGGUCAUCGAUGACCUCGUCAGCAUUGGAAAGUUAGACAUCUCGGAGAUCGAUGGGAAAUGGGAAUCGUUCGCCACGAAAAUUAUUGAAGAGCCCGUUCCAGGGUGUGCAAAAGCUGUAAUUAUUGUGGGAAGUGACCCUCGAGGGACUAUCUUCGGCAUAUAUGACAUCAGCGAACAAAUAGGAGUUAGCCCAUGGUACUGGUGGGCAGAUGUUGCAGUAAAGCAGUCCAAAGAAAUCUACGUUCUAUCGGACGGGAAAGUACAGGGGGCUCCUUCUGUUAAGUAUCGUGGCUUCUUCAUCAAUGAUGAGCAACCGGGUCUGUCAGGAUGGGUUCAAUGGAAUUACCUGGAUACACCGUAUGGAGAUGGAUAUGGCGCGGCCUUUUAUUCCAAUGUGUUUGAACUUCUCCUUCGCCUUCGGGCAAAUUAUUUAUGGCCGGCCCUCUGGGGGUCCAUGUUCGAAGUCGACGACCCGGCGAGUCAGCCGCUUGCUGAUGCAUGGGAAAUUGUGCUUGGGAGUUCGCAUACAGAGCCGAUGAUGCGUGCGCAGAACGAAUUUGGCACGUUCUAUACAAACGAGGGUCUCGGCCCGUGGGCGUACAAUCUCAAUAACAAAACAAUCGACCAGUACUUCGUGUACGGGGCACAACGCGCGAAGCCGUACGCUCGCAACAGCCUAUGGACGAUGGGUAUGCGGGGCAGUGGGGACACUGCCAUCGAGGGCUUAGGAGUUGAAUACAUCGUCAGCAUGCUAGAGACCCUCGUUGAGAAUCAGCGUGCCAUUAUCGAGGACGUGCUAGAUGUCGAUGUACACGAUGUCCCUCAGCUAUGGUGUCUCUACAAAGAAGUCAUGACGUACCUUCAACAUGGUUUAACAAUCCCCGAGGAUAUCACUCUCCUAUGGGCGGACGAUAACUGGGGCAAUGUCCGCAGAGUUCCAAUCGGGAAUGAGUCGACACGUUCUGGUGGUGCCGGUGUUUACUAUCAUGUUGACUAUGUUGGUGGUACUAGGAACUACAAGUGGAUUAACACGAUCCAGCUCGAAAAGACGGCAGAGCAGAUGCAACUUGCUUAUGAACACGGCGCUGAUCGGAUAUGGAUUGUCAAUAUUGGAGACAUAAAGCCUCUAGAGAUUCCGCUCAGCCACUUUCUCGACUUGGCCUACGAUAUUAACCUCUGGGGAGUGAACAACGUCAGCGAUUGGACUCUUGCCUGGGCAACUCGCGAGUUCGGGCCCGAAUACGCGACAUCGAUAACUGAGAUCAUGACACGCUUUGGCAUGUUCGCGGCCAGGAGAAAAUUCGAAUUGGUAGAACCGCAUGUGUAUUCGAUUAUCGAUUAUAACGAAGCCGAUGCAAUACUAGGGCAAUGGCAAGGUUUGGUCGACGAUGCCCAGGCAAUUUACGACCAGCUAGAUGAAUCGCACCAGCCUGCGUUCUUUGAAAUGGUUCUUCACCCUAUCCUAGCCGGCCAGAUUCUUCAUCAAGUCCAUAUCGGUGCCGCUAGGAAUGCAGUACAUGCAAACCAGUAUCGGAAUUCUGCAAAUGACCUUAUAUCAAGAGUCUUGUCAAGCUUUAAUGCUGAUGGAGAUCUGACAGCACGAUGGGAUGAUCUGCUAGAUGGAAAAUGGAAACACAUGCUAGAUCAGACACAUUUCGGAUACAACGGUUAUUGGCAACAGCCAAUGCGGAAUGUACUUCCAGCCAUGGCUUACGUUCAGGCGGGAGUGUCUUCGGUGGCAGGCAGCGUUGGGAUUGCCGUUGAAGGGUCAAAUGCGAGCAUUCCAGGCGACGACAGGUACCAUCCUAAUUCGGGGAGCACCCUCGUGCUACCACCACUAGAUCCUUAUGGUCCAAUCUCACGUUGGUUUGAUGUGUUUUCACGGGGUACAGUAGACUGCUACUGGUGGGCAGAAACAGAUCUGUCCUGGGUGAAACUGUCGCAAUAUAAUGGUACGGUGGGGCCUGGAAACGGUACAGACCUGCGCGUCUUUGUGACGAUCGAUUGGACAAGUGCACCGCAAGUUGUCAACUACACGGUAGCCAACAUCAACUUUUCGACUGGGUGUGGACGUACCGGAUUCUCAAGUUGGUAUGGCAAACCAGUCGUGCAGCUCCCUAUCAACCUGCGCACGAUCCCGACCAAUUUCACCGAGGGGUUCGUAGAGUCCGACAAACACGUCGCCAUCGAAGGACCACACUACCAGCGAAUCUACACACCACUCGAUACAGCAGCAGAAUCGGAGAUCACCUACCAGACGUUGAAGAAUUACGGACGCACACUUGGCGGCGUGACCCUUUGGCCACUGACUACGCCACCACAAACGCCCGAGUCAGCGCCGGCGUUGGACUAUGAUCUUUACCUAUUCACCAACACCUCAAAAGCCAACGUGACAUUGUAUCUCUCACCGACACAGAAUUACUUAUCCGACAGCACUCCUCUCGAAUUCGCCGUGUCUCUCUUCCCCGCCGGCGCAGGGCAAGCCGAGCCUCAGGUCAUCCGUCCGGUGGGUGAGAGCAUCGGAGCCGGCCUGCCUCCCGGAUGGGAUGGUGCCGUAGCCGACUCCAUCUGGGGACUUGCGCCGGAACACAACACCACGACAACGUGGAGUAUCCCGCGGGAAGGAGCAUACACCCUUCGGGUGUGGGGGCUGGUACCGAGUGUCAUCGUGCAAAAGGUUGUCGUGGAUCUUGGGGGUGUCAGGCCUAGCUACCUUGGCCCUCCCGAGAACUUCUUGGUGGGGAGGGAUGCGUUGGGUGUCUAUUCACAGACAAGCUUUGCAGAUGGGCCUGGGGUAGUUGGGGGUACGAGGAUCUGCUAUGACUGCUCAUAAAUAUGGGGAUGCUGUGAUAAUAUAAUUUUGGAUUUGUAUAUUGGCCUCGCUACGAUGAGGUUACAUACUAAUUUUAUCAAAUUCGUGGUGUUUUGCAAAGAAAACGACAAUACCGAUCUGGACACGCGUAAAGGGGAACAUGGAUUAGGAAACUAUAUCCUGGGAUAUUCGAUAUUUGCAUCAUGAGCUGGCUCACCGACUUCUCGGGAACUCCGCUUCGUGACAUCGCUUCGUUCUAGUGCAUCUUGUCGAAGGUUUAAGUUAAAAUACGUUGUGUGUACAUAUAAUAAUGUGCAUAAGAUGCAAUGAUUUGAUAGGAAGAUGAGAAGAAUCAAACGGUUCAAUGCCGGAAUAAUAAUAAUUAGUACGUAUUUCCGUACCAACUCAAUUUACGAUACUGAAACAGAGAC
Messenger RNA from Hypoxylon fragiforme, 4296 nucleotides. Its product is annotated as glycoside hydrolase family 115 protein. Lineage: Eukaryota; Fungi; Ascomycota; Sordariomycetes; Xylariales; Hypoxylaceae. The coding region runs from base 662 to 3886 and encodes 1074 amino acids. The transcript is spliced from 3 exons. The record is from RefSeq and is a predicted model, not a curated record.